GGGUUAACCCGCGGCCGUCCCACAAUCCUCUGCGAAGCUGCAACGUAGCCGGAAGAUGGCGGCAGUAUAGUGAAGAUUAAAUCCCGUCCACCGGCGGCCGCACAGUGACAGAGAGGCAGCGCUCCUCCGUGAUCCGGCCCGGAUAUAGCAGAGUCAUGGCAAGUCCUCGGACAAGGAAGGUGCUGAAGGAGGUCAGAGCGGAGGAUGAAAACAAUACUUGCUUUGAAUGUGGAGCCUUUAACCCUCAGUGGGUCAGCGUCACUUAUGGCAUCUGGGUGUGUCUGGAGUGCUCAGGAAAGCAUCGGGGGCUCGGAGUCCACCUCAGCUUUGUCCGCUCAGUCACGAUGGACAAGUGGAAGGACGUGGAGCUGGAGAAGAUGAAGGUCGGGGGUAACGGCAAGUUCCGUCAGUUCUUGGAGUUCCAGGAGGACCAUGACUCCUGCUGGAGUCUGCAGGAGAAGUACAACAGCAAAGCAGCGGCUCUUUACCGGGACAAGAUUGCCACAUUGGCUGAAGGUCGGGAAUGGUCUGAGGAGACCUCGCCUGCCAACAACUGGACACCUCCUCAGCCUAAGAUGAUGGGCAGCACAUCUCACCGCUUAAACACCAGCGGCCACACCGGAGCCUCCUCUGGGGACAAAGCCUUUGAUGACUGGCUGAACGACGACGUCAAUUCCUAUCAGGGUGGUGGGGGUGCUGGAAACCAGGAGAACAGAUAUGUCGGCUUUGGCAACACUGUCAAUCCUCCGAAGAAAGAAGAUGAUUUUCUGAACAACGCAAUGACCUCACUGUACUCGGGCUGGAGCAGCUUCACUGUUGGAGCCAGUAAAUUUGCUUCUGCUGCAAAGGAAAGUGCUUCCAAGCUGGGAUCCCAAGCUACACAGAAGGCCUCUGAGCUAGGCCAGACCAUUAAUGAAUCUGUUGUCAAACCAGCCCAGGAGAAGGUAAAAGAUGGAAAAAUCUUGGAAGAUGUCUCCAGUUCAGUGUCUAGUCUAGCAGCCAAGGUUCAGGGUGUUGGUUCCAAAAGCUGGAGAGACGUCACCACCUUUUUUUCGGCCAAGAGUGAGGACGGCACCGAAAACUCCUAUUCAGAAGAGGGCUACCAGCAGGGCGGCAGUGGUGGCGAUGGCUAUCAGAAUGCUGCCCAAGGAAAAUCCUUUUGGGAGACAUUUGGCAGCUCGGAAGAUAUAAAGAAGCCAACAAAAUCUCCCAGCGGGGACAGCUGGACCUUCCCUGAAAACGGCACCGAACGGAAGAGCUCUGACAGCUGGGAGGUUUGGGGGUCCGGAACCACCUCUAACAACAAGAACAGCAACAGUGACAGCUGGGAGAACUGGGACAGCCAUUGGGAAAGUGAAGGAAAGAGCAAGAAGGGUGGCAAGAGUGCGGCACCCGCUACAGAUGAGGGGUGGGACAACUCCAACUGGUAGAGUAAUGCAGGAGGGGUAUCAGAUGGGUUAUAUAGAGCAGAGGGGAACCCAAUUUCCAAUUAUUUCAUCAUAAGUUGUGGAUGGGACUUGAUGGCUUCUGCUGUCAUUCUGAACUAGCGUAAUACAUAAUCAGUGUUCACCUCCAUCUCCUGAUAAUUGGAAAUCUGGGGCUCACUGGGUCUCUUCAGCAUUGGUGCCCCCCAAGUGGUCCUUCCAGGAAGCAAGUCAUCUGUGGUUUGUGCACAUUAUAUUCAGCCUCCCAGUCGAACAUCACCCCCCUCUGCUGACCGUCCUCUCGAUCCCCUGCCUUAGUAUUUAAAUUGCUGGAAAGUGCCCUCACGUGUGCUCCGUUUCCUCUCUGACCAUAUGUAGCCCCCUUGAUGUGUGAUAACGCGCAGGGAACAUUGUGGCUGCGCUCUGUGCAUCCAGUGGACAUUGUGCUUUCUCCUAAGUAGCUUGGAUGACGUCAGUCCCAAUUGCAGAAAGAUGUGACAUUUUACAUCCCUGUGCCCCGUUCCCCUCGUAUACCUCAUAACAGCCUUUAAUCCAUUGUGCUGCUGUAUUCUCUCGUAUCCUGCUGUGUACCCUGAGAUAUGGCGUUGGCCAUUUUAAGUGCCACCCAUCAGGGCCCAGCUAUAGCCAGUGACUCCAGCUUAAUUACAUUGUCUGCUGGAGUCAGAAGUAGUCUGAAUUUUGCUUCAUCAGAGGCUCAGGCUACUUCCUUCUCCUUACACCAUGCUUUACAUUGCAGUUUUGCUUCUCCUGAUUGGUUGCUGUGUAUAGCUACACACAUACCAGUGCAUGGAGAGUUCAUUUAUAUUGCAGAAA
Messenger RNA from Bufo bufo (common toad), 2258 nucleotides. RefSeq names its product ADP ribosylation factor GTPase activating protein 1 (gene ARFGAP1). NCBI's taxonomy places the organism in Eukaryota, Metazoa, Chordata, Amphibia, Anura, Bufonidae. Gene Ontology annotation, cellular component: Golgi membrane. The record is from RefSeq and is a predicted model, not a curated record. The transcript has 13 exons. Bases 156 to 1430 code for a protein of 424 amino acids. Gene Ontology annotation, biological process: regulation of ARF protein signal transduction; regulation of endocytosis. Gene Ontology annotation, molecular function: GTPase activator activity.